AAUCCUUACGCAAUCGAAAAGCCGGGUUCGAGUUGCGCCAUUGCAUCCCGACGGUCACUCUCACCUCAUCCUCGCCGGUUACCACAAAUUACCAAAAUGUAUUACAAAUUUAGUGGGUUCACACAAAGACUUACGGGAGCUUUGCCAACCUCCGCCUACAACCCCCAGGGGUUGAGGUCAAAUAUACCUUCUGAAUCCCCUACAAUCAUCUUUGCCACACCAACUAAACUGGCGUCUGAGUCGGGUACUGCAGUGGAGUAUAUGGGCACCAACAAGGUUCAAGACCUCCAGAGGAUAUUUCAGGCCUCAGAUGAGAUUCCUGUCCAUCUAAAGCGAGGUGUUCCAGACAGACUCUUGUACAGGACCACCAUGGCUCUGACAGUCGGGGGAGCUCUCUACUGUCUUAUGGCUCUUUAUAUAGCAGCACAGCCCAAAAAGUGAACUGUACCCAGCUUCUUGUUUUCAUCGACUCACAUCAUCAGUGAUGAAAUAACAUCUGUGAUCUGUAUCUUUGUUCUACUUAUUAAUAUAAGCAAUAUCCCUCCAAGCAUCAAUCACUAUGAACAAACACUCUGUUCUGAGCAAAUCUUCUAUUACACCAUUAAUGCCAUUUGACUUGUGUGUCCUGUAUCAGUUCCUCUUACAAAUGCGAUGCUGUUGGUUCUCAACCUCUGUAAUUCCAAAGCGCCCGAAAAUCAAUAUUUGAUGCCAGCUCUGUGCUAUUAUUUGUACUUUUGCUGAAAUUACCACAAAAACAAACAAGCUUGUACAACAAGCAUUUACACGACAGCGAUGUACUAAAAACAGAAAAGUUUUUCUUUUGCGAUUUUGAAAAUUGUCAGGUACAAACGAAAUCGUCAAAACAAUCCUUUUUCAUAUACGGAUGUGUAAAAUGACAAAAACGCUGUAUUAUGCUGCCAGGCCAGAAGUUGGUGAUGUCACUUUGUAAAGAAACACUACAUGCCUAUAGACUGAACACGUAAUACACAUGCGCAAGACGUCACCUUUUUCACAUGUUUUUUGUAGUUUGCACAGAGGCUAUAACGGUAUUGUUUUCAAAAAUUUGUGCCAAAACAGAGUUAGUCAUGUAAAUGAGCAGUCAAAAAGUUUUCCGUUUUUAGUUGAAAAUGGUGUCGUGUAAAUAGCCCCUCAUCUCCAUUCAUGCCUCAUCAGCACAGGAUGGUUUAUAUCAGAUGUGUGAUGGCUCACAGAUUGUGAUAAUCAUGUUUAGGUAAUGAUUGAAGAGGGUUGUGACUGUUGGGAAAAAGACAAGAAAGAAAAAAUAGGGUGAGACCUCACACUUUUCAGUAGUGUUGAUUAGUUUAAUGUGUUUAUUACACACUCGGGCAUGUUUAGUGUCUCAUGGUGAAGCCCAAUUAAGAAUGAGAAAUCUAUAGGAAGUGUUUUAACAAGAUGUACAGAGUAUUCCUGAAAUGUGGAGCCAGACAAGAAUCGGUCAAGGUGAGUGCAUUUGAUGAAAAGAUAAUUUCUGCCAUUGAAUGCAAAAAUAUAAUACUGAAGGUCAUAUUUAAAGCAUCCAAGGACUUGUCAUUCUGCUGCUUCUAUCAAAUGCACACUUUUUCCAAGCAUAGUGUAAAGAGUUUGUGAAAAAUUAUAGGGUCUUGGCUCUCUGAGACGUGCACGUUUAAUUUAAAAGAGUAUUGAACCAAAUAAAAAAACAAUUACCUUAUGA
Molecule: messenger RNA, 1693 nt
Organism: Pimephales promelas (fathead minnow)
Lineage: Eukaryota; Metazoa; Chordata; Actinopteri; Cypriniformes; Leuciscidae
Gene: cox7a2l
Product: cytochrome c oxidase subunit 7A2 like
Biological process (GO): mitochondrial respirasome assembly; mitochondrial electron transport, cytochrome c to oxygen; regulation of oxidative phosphorylation
Cellular component (GO): respiratory chain complex IV
Source: RefSeq, a predicted model, not a curated record